This is a messenger RNA of Amoebophrya sp. A120, 11464 nucleotides long. The record is from the annotation of a GenBank genome assembly. Lineage: Eukaryota; Dinophyceae; Syndiniales; Amoebophryaceae.
AUGCUCAACAAAAGUGUCGCUCCCCCAGCGGGGCAGCUAUACAACUUUGGCUCGUUUUUAGAACUAUCGAGUUUGCAAACUUGGAGUUGUCACAAAUCAGAAUCACUCUCUCUCUCUCUCUCUCACGGAUGCAUUUUGCAUGUGAUUUUCCACAUUCACUCUUUCUGUGGUGUGGGAAGAUGUAGUUCUCCUUGCUUUGAUGUAUAUGACGAAUUGAACUUGACUCCAGCUUUUUUUGCUACGAUAGAAACCCUUCUUGCCGCUGACGUCGCUGGCACACAGAAACCCACUUUCUCCCACUCCUGCCUCCGCGGUUCACGAGAUCGAGGAUGUUCCGCCCCGAGGGAACAGGAUGUACAACCAGCAGAACUAUCCGCGGCCAGCGGCAUUCACUAGUACCGCCGCCGGUAGCACUGGAGGAGCAUCAUCAUCUUCUUCUUCUCGCCUACUCCAGCCCACGACUCCCACACAGAAGACGUUGAACCAAUCACGCUUUCGGUCUCCUUCCCCCUUUGAUGGAAGUGACACGAUGGAGAUUCUGAGACAAGGAAUUUGGCGGGGGUUGUCCCCCUCUCCGGUGAAUGCUGCUAGCAAGAAGGAAGAAGAGCAAAACGCACCAUCGCCACGGGGGAAUGCGAAUCAACGCGGAGGUGCAACUAGUACCUCAGGUAAUGGUGAACCGAAGCCUGAGCCGGACAGCACAUCUGACAACAAGAAGAUGAAAAGCGGCUAUUCCAACCACGACAGUAGCUCUUCGGAUGAUGAGAACAAGACGAGUGCCAGCGACGCCCCAAGCUCCGAUUCAAUUGGGACGACUCCAGGUGCUGCGGUGGGGAACGAUGUUGACGAGGAACUGCGUUCGACUGUGGAAAAGCCAGAUGCUGGUCCUCAAACGGCUGGUCUUUUCUCCAACCAGAAUUUCCGGGACUGUAUGCUGUCGCGCUCAUGUUCGCUCUUCCCGAAUAUUCUGCCGCUGAACGCGGAAGCUGCAACGAAGAACCUUGCGGCCAGUAGUUCGAACACGGCUCCUGCGGCAGAAGAUGAACAGCGAUUGCAGCAGGAGAACGCUCAGGAAGAUGGGCAGCACUCGAAGCCGGAAGCCUCUGACGAGGUACGAAGUUAUCGAUUCGUAAUGAUCGUACUCAUGAUUGUAAUAUCCUGUUUCAAGUUCUUGGACUCCUUUGAAGGAAUAGAAUGAUCUGUCCACUUUGCAUGUCUGGUAAAACUGGAUCUCAAUCACGACAGGAACACCGAAAGGAUGACGUGGUAAACCACGAUGAUCCCAUGGAGGUUGAUUCAUCAUCGGUGGCUGAAGAUGACUCGAAUGCGUAUGACCAAGAACCCGCCGCUGUUUUGGAAGCUUCCACCUCUCCGGACCAGCACCGUGAAGAUGACCCCCAGAGGGCGUUACACCCCCACCAAAACCGGCCUUCCACCACCACGGAGCGUCAUUCUGCCGGAAGUUCAACGUCCGCUAGCUCCGGCACGCUGAUGGCCCGGGAGAUUGGGAACAACCGGUUUGCGAUUUUUGAAGAUGACGAGGACUUUUCGGUUUUGGAGAGCCGGAAACCCGGGCCGCUGACAGCGUCUGAUGGAAAUACUAACGUCUUGAAAAUCGUGGUCACGCCGCCAGCCGCGCUUGCUGCAAAUCAGAACGCUAGUAACGCAGGAGCUGCGGCAUCGUCAUCGGCUGCUGCUGCUGCUGAAUCGAGCGGAGCACCUCUUUCGCCUCGAGGGAAUGUACCGCAAGAGGCCGUCUCCCAGCAGCUUCAUCUACCCACGACAGGGGUCGAAACGUUCGACUUGGCCACACCGAGACGACAAGCCUCUCCUUCCCCAACCAGGUCUGUUGAUGCGGGGCAAGAGUUUGAUGCUGCUUUCGAGAAUGUGCUGAGGUCAUCUACCAGGGAUAAAGAGAACCAACAACCUCCGCAGCAAGGGGAAGCAGAGUUCCAUCGAAUUCACACGCCGCGGACCGGGAAAUCCCCGAUACGGACUCCCACUGCUCGUGCUGGCCGCACGGAACUUCACAUACGAGAUGAGAACGCACGCGCAGGCAGUUCCGCCGAUGUUGUUGGCGAGACUGCUGCUUCAUCUUCCGCAGGGGAAGCUCACUUCCUGGCGCCGUCGAGGGUUGUUGCGGGGGGAGAUGGUACCUACAUACUCUGCACUGCUCAUCAUGAUGUCUUGAAGAUGAUCAUUACAUCGCUUCUUGAGCUUGUUUACAUAUGAGCAUUACGAGUACAAUCAUGUUUCCGCAGAUCAUAUUAAUUCAAUCGCAUGAGCCAGUGAAAGAAAAGAAGAAGAUGAACCAAUUUGUACAGCCGUGGGCGACUCUGCACUCGCUUCACCUGCCACUCAGCAUCAGCAACCCGCGAGCUCAACUGGUUUUGUGGUCACAUCACCGAUGUCUCCUUCUAACGCGCAGCAGCAGCAGCAGGUCCUCGACGACCGCGACGAUGCUUUGCUGCAGCAAGCAACUCUAGAUGACUUGUAUGAACUGCAAAAGUAUCGUACUCGUAUAAAUGCAUUACAAAUUUUCUCAGCAUGAGAAAUAAAAUUUGUCUUGCUGAUUUACCUUAAGGAAAAUAUUUGUAAUGCUACAAGACUUGCAUUUAUACGAGUGCGAUACUUUUGCACAGGAUGACUUGACCAACAAGUUGAAAGAGCUGGAGAUCGAGAGAAACUUGGAAAGCGAGAGGGAACAACUGCGGCACACUGCUGAGCAAGAAACAUCGCGGACAAACAGCCCCCCCACAAUGGAGGAAAUGAUGGAAAAUCUGUCGAAUGCCGAAGCUAGUAGGACUACACGGGGGCACGAACAUGAAGAGAUGUACUCCGAACUGAGGAAGGAGCAGGAUGCGGCUUGUGCUGGGGGCAGGUGCGUUCCUGUAGUUUUCAUUUGUUGUUUCGAAUUCUGAUUGGAUUUUCUUUGCCUGUUACACUUUCCCCUCGUCAAAGAAACGUGUUCGUAAUAUUGUCCAAAUUCUAUUAGGUCGACCGCGCACGACCAACUAACACCCGACUCGCGCGGCUCGAACCUGCCCUUACACGACCACGUUAUCUCCCAGUCCAGCUGCUCCACGCCGCGGCUCCCGUCCAAAUCUCUCCGCACCCAGUUGGAUGUCGAUCUUGGAUUUGGCGAUAUAAUUUCGUCACCAAAACACGAUGACGCGAGAGCUCCUGCAGCGGACGGAGCAGACGAGCCUCGCUCCCCUACAUCCCCAAGCCACGGCCUGGCUUCUCGCACUGUUUCCACGGGCGAAGAGGUCUUCUACCCGCCAACGCCAGAACCAGAGACGUACCACGUGGCGAGCACCACAACCCGUGGGGAUAGUGAUGAACAGGUUGGGACCAACUCCAAUACCGUCGGUGCUGCGGACCAUAUCGAUACAGAUGACGAAAUCGAAAACUACGAGCAGUCUUCCCCUUCCCCACCCGGAACAGUAGACCAGCAAAUGCUUCUCCGUUCCCCCGGCGCCGGGUCAAGUUUUAGCUUAGGAGGUGGAAAUGCCCAAGAACAACCACAGCUGAUGACGGACGAGAACGGUAACCCAUUGCAGGCCUGGGUCGGCGUUGCCGUCCCGGCGGUGUUCGUGCCGUAUAACGCGAGCUCAAGCUGGAUGACCGCGCCUUUUGAGUGGCCACAGAACUUCUUCAAUAACGGCACUACGGGUCCCGCGCCGGGGAAUUGGACGACGGGAGCUGGUGGGUUUGGGUUUGGUUUCGAUAAUUACACCGGAGCAGGUGGUGCUGUUCAACAUUCUGAUGGGCAUCAUCUUCAGGAGCACGAUUCCAAUUCUCCGUGGCCGGGCCACGGUAGUGGUCCUCACGAAGCCAGCCCUGAACAAGGCGUUCCGUCUUUCGGCCCGAGCGAUGGGGAUUUCGGCAGUGGGUCAGGACCUACAACAACCGGGCCUUCAUCCUCUACUUCUGGCUGGAACAAGUUUGGAACACAUAACCGGCGGAACAACAAGCAGAGUCAACAGCAUUGGAACAAAAUGCCAAGCAAUACCGCCCCCGCUUGGCACGAAGGGUCUUAUUUCAGGAAGCCAAGCGACAAAAAACGGGCGAAGAAAGUCGCGGAACACUGGAAGGAACUUGCACGCACUCCAAAAAAUAAUCGUGUGGACCACGACCAAGACUUUUUUGAUUUCGAACAACACGCCUUGAAUUUGGCGGAAGGAGGAGACAGAGACUCGGAUAAGGAGCAAAAGCGCCAUUUCAGCUCGGCUUCCACUUCUUCGAAUGACCAGGAAGGUACAACUUCUAACCGGGCAUAUCACCCGGGUUGGAAAGGAGCCGGGCGAGGAAAAGCUGCGUCUUCGAGCCAGUACGGAAGCGGAGCAGGCAGCAGUAGUUCAUCGAACCUGCUGAAGCCGCCGGGAACUUUCUAUUCGCAUCAAAAUCAACACUCUCGAGGAAAUGGAAAUGCUCCGGUCGACCCGAAAGAGUACGACGAUAAAGCCGGCGUCACCCGACGUCAAGAACCGUUCCGCCCGCCGGUCAGCCCGCGGACGAGGACCUUUGCGGACAGCCUUUGGAUCCCGAGCGACAAAACUUCUAUGCUGCUGGAGAAUUUGGAGAAGCAAUUCUUGCAGGAUCUGCCCAAGCCGGCGACGGAGAGGUCUGAGACUAGUGCCUCCGCGCCUUUGAUGUUCCCCGGGCCGCGCGGCGGGGUUACCGACGAUGAAGCUGACGCAUCUGGAAGUUCUGCAAGAAGUAGUUCUCACACCGAAGAUUCGGACCGCGACGACUCACUGCAUGAAGGCGGAGCGGUCGCAAGAAAGGCUCUUCCCCCGUCUUCGGAUGAGGAGCGUCUUGCUUCUGACGCAGAGGAUGUCAUCGCCCGCUGGAACGCUGCCGCGGAGCACCAGAGAAGACUACUAUACGACAUCCAGCAAGGGCGGGUGGAUGAAGUCGGUGAGAAAGCGGAGCUGCUAAAGACGAUCGAGAAGAUGACGGCUGCAGGAGAGGAGGUUGCUGACACUGAAACUCGUGCCAAAAAAGCAGGCACUAGCAAACAAGAACAACGCAGCGAAAAAAAAACCAAGUCGCGGAAGUCAAAGCUAUCAAGCAAGCGAGAGUCCUUACUGUCCCCGGACGAGUUGCAAGAUGCGAGCACGAUUUCGAUUCUUGAGGAGGCGUUGUUGCCCCCGGAGUCUCCGGCUAAUACACUGCUUCCGGGCGAUCUGCUGGCUGACAAAGACAGCAAGGAAGAUGUAGAUGCUCACUCAUCUGGCGAAGAAUUGACUGCACACCCACCACCCCCGGAAUCGGAAAAAGGCGAUCUUCGAGAUGGUGAUGUGGUCAUGGAGAGUUCAGAAGAUGAUGAUGUGAAUGAUGUUGAUGGCAAAAAGAACCUGGCUGGCGCUGGAGAAACAACAUCAACAUCCAAGACUGCUCACCCUGAAAACACACCUGAAGUCGAUCAGCAGCAACCGGUAGAAGUCGACGAAUCUGCCUCGAGUACACAGGAAGCUGCAGCAGCUGCUGCAUGGCAGGAUACCCUCUCUCCGGCUGCGGAAGCGGCUGUGGAAGCGUCUCGUGGCUUGGAAAUGGAAAACGCGCAAGAAAAAGCGCCAGCCACAGCAACCGCCUGUGCCGAACCAGACUCGCAAGACAUCGUGGCAGAUGGCGCAGCGGAGAAAAUUCAGCCGACUAAAAACGCGAGACCAUCGAAAAUCAAGUGCAAAUCAGCUAAAAAGCCAAAAGCUGCAGCUUCCAGCAGCAGUGCAGGAACCUCUGCCUCUUCCACGAAGGAGAAGCAGUCUACGAAAGAGGAAGGAUCGCCAAAGCAGACUUCUCCUGGACAGUCGCCGAAGCAAUUUUCGCCCAAACAAGAACAAUCUCCCAAACAGUUACCAAAACCUUCAGCUUCGAGCGGCAAACCAGCGGCACCAACUCCGCCGCGAGGCUCGUCAGUGUUUGUCCGCAUGCGAAGUUUCCAGUCCGAUGAUGAAGAGGAGCAGAAAAGCGAUCGAGAUAUGCUUUGCAAAAGCAUCGUACUAGUACUGGAAAUCACAUUACAAAUUUGGUCAGCAUGACAAAUGGAAUUUGUCAUGCUGUUUUCCCUUGGAACGGAGAUUCGUAAUGCAUGAUUGCGAUUACAACUACGAGCGCGAUACUUUUGCACAGGAUACGAGAACAUGAGGAGCAACCUGAAGUGGAACCAGCACUGGAAAGUUUCACAGGAGCCACAGACGAUCCCGCUGGUGCAGCUGCAUCAGAGCUACAGGAAGAGGAGGAGCAUCAAGUUGAAGAUAACUUUCACGAAGACCAGGCUGACGCUCCCCCACCACCAGCCGUACCCCCGCCAGAGCCUGAAGUAAAUCUGACGACGAAGCCAGGGGAAAUUGCGGACAUUAUGGAAGGGGAAUUACAUCAACACGCGCAGUACGAGGAUGAUUCCGACCCGGAAGCCGCGGCCGCAAAGCAACUGGCGAAAGAAGCGCAGGAAGAACUGGACAUGACGUUGGAGAAGGUGAUGCAGGAAUUCCAGGGCAUGGGAAUCCGAAUCGAUGCGAAGCGGAGAGAUGAAGAUGACGAAAGUGAUUCGGAGCAGCAAGACUCUGGUUCGUCUCUUGCUGGUCGUAGUGCCAAAAAAUCCUCCCUACUCGCAAGCGAGACUGCCAUCCGGGCUCUAAGGGGAGACACAAACGAAGUAGACGAAGUUGAUCCACAAUUAGUCGUCGGGAACAUCAGUGCGGCGAGUGCUGCUGCAGGACCUAAGUCUUCUUCUCAAACCUCGUCGCCAUCUGGAUCAACCACCAGCAAGUCUUCGCUGAAUAAGUUCCGAGCGUUACACCGGCUGGAGAUUCUGCCGCCGAGCGAAGGUGGGGCAAACGACUCUCCCCAGCCGGAGGAGAGUCCGUCUACUUUGGAGCAUCUUCAGAAGGAUCACGAGGAUCUUAAUGCCGCCUCCACUCCCGCGUCCCGCACGGUGACGCCCGGAUCUACAACUUCCUCACAAGGUGAAGACAACCACAACGCCAUUGUUAGUGGAACUUCGACUAGUACUUCGGAACCCUCUUCUCCAGACGGGACGACCAAAGCUAGUACGGCAGGAGAACAAACGCCAACAACAGAGCCCAAACUGACCCCGACCCAGCUGAGACGAAAGCGAUACAAAAGCAAGAAGUCGCAGAGUAUGAACUCUUUGUACGACGAAGACAGUGGAACUUCGCCGGAAAACAAAAUCGGCGCGUCCUCGUCUGGAAGUAGUAAAACUUUCUCCGUGAAGAAAGUUUUCCAGAACUUGUUUGCACCAGGUCCAGGCGGGGUUGGAGGUGGCUCUGGCUCAGCAUCUUCCUCCAGCGAUAAAAAGCAAAAGGCCACCACGACAACUAGUCGAGGAAAAGAUACAACGGAACAAGUCGAGACUGAGGUGAUCUACUUUCCAAAAGCGACAGCCAAAGGCGGCACCAGGUUCCAACUGGAAAAGCAUAUUGUACCAAAGUCUUCUGUGACUGCUGCGCGCCGUGCUGGCGGUUCAACAUCUGAUAUGGCAUUCUCAAACGUUACAUUCUCAACUGUUACAUGAAUUUGUCAUGCAAAAGCACCUUAAGCCGGCUGAUGAUCGAGCUGCUUCGCAUGACAAAUUCCGGAAGGGCUAUACAGCAUCUAAAUCUGCGCCAAACUUGUAAUGCAAAAGGCGCAAUCUUCCUCCUUUCACUUUUGUGAGUCUUGCAUUGCAAAUUCAUGUAACAGUUGAGAAUGUAACACUUGAGAACUCCAUAUCUGAUGACGAGGAGUUACUCUGUCCGCCCAAUCACAGCUCCAUCCUCACCAAGGCUGGAAAACUCGCCUGCUUGACUGCCGCCGCCGUCCCGUUGGCCUUAACCGGAACACAUCUUGCGUUGGGCCCGAGCUACGCAACGACAGGGGAGCUUUUGCACAAUACGCCCGCUCCACCUGGGUGCUACUUGCACAAAGUACCUUACCAGGACUCAGGAGUUCGAUACGAAUGUCCCGGAACGCUGUUAUCCAAAGAAAAAAACCCAUCCACAUCCAAUUUGUCAUGCAAAACAUGCAUAAAGUCCUGCGCUUGUCAUGCAAAAAAUGGAUGUGGGUGGGUUUUUUUCUGUGGAUAGCUGUUCCAUGGAGAUUACGACAGUCUGGAAGAAUUUGAGUCCACUUUUGUCCCUCCCCGGUGGGCUGCGAAGUCGGAUGAGAUGCAGCUGCAUCGUGCUCCUUUUUUGCCUUAUGAAGAGGAUGUCGAUGUGGACGAUCGCGCAAUUAACCAGCCUAGCACGACAAUCGUCCCAGCAGAAGACAAUUCUGCUACCAGUGAUUUCUCAACCAGGCUUGAAAAUGCGACACCAAUUUCCAUUCCCUCCGCAGCACCAGCGGUAUCGUCGAAAGCAGAAGCUGCUGCUUCCCCUGCUCAACAACAAACGGAGUUCGCGAAGCUUGCAGCUCAGCUAGAUAAGGCGUUAGGAAACACGAAAACCGGCGGGGGCGCGAAAAAAAGCACAACGACGACACCGUUUCCGCAGGUUGUAGUACAAGCUGCACAACCCCUGUUCGACGCGGCCAGCAACACACCUGACCAAAAGUACGCCGCGGUUCGCCGCCCGAGCAAGCUUCAACUGAGACAGCGCAGCAACACCCCGCCCGGCGAGACCACAAGUGUUGGCUCUACAGAUAGCGCAAGCUCUGCCGCGCCUUCUCGAACAGCGACGAGAAUUUUGGGUCCGGUACCGGUCUAUCAAAUGCAAAAACGUCGUCUGCGUCUGGAAGGUUGGAACUUGUAAUGCUGUCUUUGGAUUCCACAAAAAUCUGUAUUGCAUGAGCAGCAACAGGAGUCCGGUUUGUCCUACGUGGAGAGGGCAUUUCUCAUGCGGAAUAGGCAACAAACCUGGCAAUCCCAAUCUUCCAGACCCAGACACAUUUGCAAUCCAUACGGUUCCGGCUUUUUCGCCAAAUCAACCGAGAUUGGAUGGCUUCCGAAUUAUUCCUGUUCAACAAGAAUACCAGAAAAAUAAGAACAUCAACCCGUUCAAAAUGCACAAUUUGGCAAGCACAGCAUCCUCUUUGGGAGUCUUUGACGACGAGCAGGUGGUUGGAGAGAUGAGAAAGGAAUCUGGUGAAGAAACCACUUUCAAGAACGAUAUCAAGAAGCUCUCCCCGCUGGAUCUGGCCGUUUCCAAACGCAUUCUUGCGAAUCCGGAUCUUCGUGGCCUGCUUUCGAGAACUACACUUCCGCUGAGCAAUCUCGCGUCGACGCUGUCGCUGUCGGGAGUCGCGUCGAAUAAAGCGCCAGCUGAUAAUCAUCUUGGCGACAGCAGUGGUCUCGCUAGUUCCUUGUCAUCUUCCCUGUCGUCCAUUGACAGCAGAAAUUCUGCGUUGGCACGGAUUGGCGCACAAGCACGCGGCGCCGAGAAAUCAUCAGCGGACGUCGAUGAAAAUGGCUCACAGCAAGAUCGUGCGCCUCGCGAUCAGGAUCACGCAGCUGCACCAGACGCAGAAGCCGUUCCGCAGGACGAGAAAAUCAGAAAUCACCUGCCACGGAAAACGCAACUUCCAAAACCAGGUGCGUACUUCGGGAGUCCAAGAGAGGUAGUUUUGGCAGCUCCGACGUCGAAAGCUAGUGCAAGCAGAACUUCUACUACGGGGCCGACAUCUUCACUAAAACUAACUGAAGCGAUCACUAAUCCUGCAUCUCCUUCAACAUCGGCACCAGGCUCGCCGGCCCAGGGCCCCGCCGCUGAAGCAGCUGCACUGCAUCCUUUUUCUGGUCUACUUCCUUCAGGACACCAGCAAAAAUCUUCUGAACUUCAACAACAGCACACUCCCCCAGCUUCUGAAGCAGAAUUCGCUGCGUCCAUCCUCCAUCCGAAUGUGCACGACUGGUUGCACAGCACGGCGGCAAAGAGAGCCUUCGCUGACAACAUUGCAGCUUAUCAACUGCAAAUAUGUCUGGUUCUGGAAGAUGAUGAAUGCAAGUUUGUCAUGCGUGUCUGGCAUGACUCUUAAAUCUGUGAUGCAUGAGCAGGAAAAGGGCCUGCUCUUGCCUGUCAUGCAAAAACGCAGCUUGUCAUGCGAAAAACGAAACACACAGCAGCGCAAAAAUUUGUCAUGCUGGGCCCCAUAUUGCUGUGCGCCGACAAUUCGUAGAUUUGCAUCACAAGUCUCCUGAGCCAGAUGACAUAUUUGCAAUGCAUAGAGCUGUUGAAGAAGCGAAAGCAACGCUUGUUGGACACGAGCUUGCGGUAUCAAAUGUAAAAAUGUCUGGGUCUGGAAAGAAUGCAACUUGUCAUGCUAAAUCUGAAGCAUGGAAAAAUCUCUAUUGCAUGAUUACCAAAAGUCGUCCAGUUUUGACCAAUUCUGGAGGGAGUUUCUCAUGCAGGAUAAGCAUGAGAGAGAGCGCACAGAAUCUGCCAUGCUAGGUCCUGCAUUCCAGACCUCAUGGGUCAUGGAAAAUCUGCAUGACAAGUCGGGCACUCUUCCAGACCCAGACACUUUUGCAUUUGAUAUGCGGACGAAGAGGACGAUAUGGAAGUGGAUCUUGCGGCAGAUGAAGACAGUAUGCAACAGCACCACAACCCCAAGAACCUCCCGCCAGAGCAGUCGCCAACCCUCUCUCGCAUGACUCGCGGGCUGCUUGCGGUAGGCGCAAUGGCUGCGCACGCCGUGCUGAAUAAUGGGGGCGGGGGAAAUUACGACUUGAUGUGAAGACAUGAGUUGUACUAAGAGGAGCUCGUCCUCAUCUGAGCGUCAACGUCUGACAGUCUUGGUCGUGGCUUUUCGUUUUUGAAUUUCGAUCUUCUUUUGAGAAUUCAGUUUUGCUUUUCUUGUAUCAGAUAAGUGCUUAUUUGUUCACAUUUCUCGGGCCCCGCCUACUGUAUCUUGACUAAAAAUAAGUAGAUGAGUUUUCACGUCGCGCCAACCUGUUGAAGAUUUUUCUUCUUCUGCGAAUAUCGGAAUAAAACUUGAACUCGUAGUACACAACCAAAUAAAAAUAAACUCAUUGAAAGGAUUAGCACUUCAUCAGCCUAUCUCUUUUGUCGUGGAAAAUUCGUUCUUGAUUUUGGACACACAUUUUCUGUAAGUUUUGCAUGAGCUUGAUCGAUACGGAUACCUUCUCUAGAUUUGAAGUCUUGCACUUGCUGUAUGUCGUCUACUACAUCGUCUUUGGGAAUUUAGUAAAACGCAAACUCCUUUUGGUUCUCCUUUACUUUUGCAUGCCUUUCUCAUUCCCGAGGCUGCAAUUCGAGGAGAACUACAAUCUGCUGACGAAAACGCAAAACAAAAUUACUUUUUGAAGAUCUUGUUGUAGUGAGCAUCUUCACGCUGGGGCCAGAUAACUAUCUAGUAGUGUGAGAAUCAGUAUCUGAGAAAAUGAAACUAUUGUGCUGUCAGCUGAAUAAGUUUUCGAACAAAGUCUGUCUGAAAAGGAAUUGAAAUAAGAACAACACCGUUAAAGAAUCUGUCCUGCUAAUGUCUCGCUGUUGAUGACGAC